CAUCAGUGUGCGCUGUAAACAUCUGGGUUGUCGGGUUUGGCAACAUACUGAUCUAGAUGGCAUUCCCGGUCUCGGACGAGCUACUGGGCACGUUCGUGCCCAUCGCGGUGUACUGGCUCUACUCGGGGCUGUACAUCGUGCUGGACGCGCUGGGGACGGCCGACCGCUACCGCCUCCACCCCAAGGAGGACGAGGAGACCAGGAACAUACCUUCCAAGCGCACCGUCCUCAAGGGCGUCCUCCUCCAGCAGGCCGUCCAGGUCGCCGUCUCGCUCAUCGUCUUCAAGAUCACCGGCGAUGGGAGCCGCGACACGAGGGAGCAGCCUCCGGCGCCGGUGAUAGCGCUGCAGUUCGUCGUGGCAAUGUUCGCCAUGGACACGUGGCAGUACUUCGUGCACAGGUACCUCCACACCAACAAGUUCCUCUACAAGCACGUCCACGCGCAGCACCACACCAUCCUGGUGCCCUACGCGUUCGGGGCGCUCUACAGCCACCCGCUGGAGGGCCUGCUCAUGGACACGGCUAGCGGCGCCGUCGGGUACCUCGCUUCCGGGAUGACCCCCCGCACCGCCAUCUUCUUCAUCUCGUUCGGCGCCAUCAAGACCGUCGACGACCACUGUGGCCUCUGGCUGCCCGGCAAUAUCUUCCACGCUGUCUUCGCCAACAACAGCGCCUUCCACAACAUCCACCACCAGCUCUACGGCAACAAGCACAACUUCUCGCAGCCCUUCUUCGUCGUGUGGGACAAGAUCCUCGGGACGUACAUGCCCUUCACGGUCCUGAGCCGCGAGGGUGGAGGAGUAGAGGCGCGCCCGGUUAAGCACGCCCUUGCGGCGCACGAGCAUCACAAGUCCCAUUGAGCAGCUGGUUUGGUUUCCCCUGAUAUAUAUAUAGGUUCAUUUGGCUAGAUAUAUAGAACUUCACUACAGACGAUGUAUGUGCUCAUGUUCUGGCACUAAUAAUGUGGUUUCUCACUAUUUAUAUAUUGUGCUCCCUUAUGAA
Aegilops tauschii subsp. strangulata is the source of this 1002-nucleotide messenger RNA. Its product is annotated as sphinganine C4-monooxygenase 1-like. Gene Ontology annotation, molecular function: oxidoreductase activity; iron ion binding. Gene Ontology annotation, biological process: lipid biosynthetic process. Lineage: Eukaryota; Viridiplantae; Streptophyta; Magnoliopsida; Poales; Poaceae. The record is from RefSeq and is a predicted model, not a curated record.